Molecule: messenger RNA, 1104 nt
Organism: Dermatophagoides farinae (American house dust mite)
Lineage: Eukaryota; Metazoa; Arthropoda; Arachnida; Sarcoptiformes; Pyroglyphidae
Product: NUBP iron-sulfur cluster assembly factor 1
Biological process (GO): iron-sulfur cluster assembly
Cellular component (GO): cytosol
Molecular function (GO): ATP binding; ATP-dependent FeS chaperone activity; 4 iron, 4 sulfur cluster binding
Source: RefSeq, a predicted model, not a curated record
UCGAUUGUCACGUGAUUAAUUGUUGAUUCGUUUGUUUAUUUAUUUUGUAUCCGACUUGUUACAAUAUUUGAAUUUUCAUUUAAAAUGUCUUCAUCAGAACCUGAACAUUGUCCCGGUAUCGAUUCGGAGCAGGCAGGAAAAUCAGCCGCUUGUGCUGGAUGUCCUAAUCAAGGAGUAUGUUCCGGUGGUGAAUUACGAUCAGCAGCCAAAGAUACAGAACAAGAUUAUUAUGAAAUAGCAAGGAAAUUAUCAUCGAUCAAACACAUCAUAAUUAUAAUGUCGGGAAAAGGUGGCGUUGGCAAGAGUACAGUAGCCACCCAAUUGGCUCGUUUUAUUGCAUUCAAUGAUUCCGAAUCUAAUGUUGGUCUAUUAGAUGUCGAUAUUUGUGGUCCAUCGAUUCCGAAAACGAUGGGCGUCGAAAAUGAGGAAAUAUUCAAUUCAGCAUCUGGUUGGUCACCUAUUUUUGUUGAAGAUAAUCUCGCAGUCAUGUCAUGUGGUUUUUUGCUUGAAUCAUUGGACGAUGCUGUCAUAUGGCGUGGUCCACGAAAGAAUGGAAUCAUUAAACAAUUUUUGCGAGAUGUAGAUUGGAGUGACGAACUUGACUAUCUAAUAAUUGAUACACCUCCAGGUACUUCUGAUGAACAUUUAUCGUUGGUGAGUUAUUUGAAAUUCUGUCAAAAUGUUCGUGGAGCUAUUAUGGUAACAACACCACAAGAGAUUGCUCAAAUGGAUGUACGUAAACAGAUUGAAUUCUGUCGUAAAGUUAAAUUGCCCAUAAUUGGCUAUCUGGAAAAUAUGUCCGUAUUCGUAUGUCCAAAAUGUUCGAAAGAAAAUUACAUUUUCAAAUCUAAAUCAACACGACCAUCAACAUUGGAAGAAAAAUAUGGAAUCAAAUUAUUAGGUCGAUUACCGAUUGAUCCAAUAAUUGGUAAAAGCUGUGAUGAAGGCAAAUCAUUGUUCAAUGAUAAUAAUAAAUUACUUGAUAAUCGAAUUCAUCAGGCAUUCGAAGAUUUAUGGAAUAAUUUGUGUAAAGAAAUUAAUCAAUCAAAGGAAUAGAUUACAAUUACAAUCAUGUUUAAUUUUAUUAAAACUUUUCAUUUGUCA